This is a messenger RNA of Entrophospora candida, 976 nucleotides long. Lineage: Eukaryota; Fungi; Glomeromycota; Glomeromycetes; Entrophosporales; Entrophosporaceae. The record is from the annotation of a GenBank genome assembly.
AUGACAAGACAUCUGCAACUGGAAUGUCUUAAAGUAGAUGAAGACCUUUGUGCAGAGUUUUCUGAUUUAUUUGAGCUUCCUAAAAAAAGAACCAAAAAUGAUGAUAAUGACUCACAAGAGAUGACUGAAUUAAAUGAUGAGAAUGUGCAUACUAAUGUAAAAUCUCAAAUUGAAAAAUUUGUUGCUGAAUCAAAAGUUUUAACAUUAUCAGGAGAUGGCUGGACAGAUGUGUCUCAGCAUAGAAAUGAUUCUUGUUCAUUACUUCCAAUUACCCAAUUACGUGCAAAGGUUAAUAGUGAAAUGGGGCCAUCAAAAGCUGUUUUAAACGAUCGUCCUGGCACCUUUUAUAAUAUAUGGUACAAUAGAUGGUCUGGUGGUGAUCGUGCAUCAAAAUAUACAAGAGAGAAAGCAACAACUCGAUGUAAUGUCGAACUUGAUGCUGGUGAAACUAAAGGUGAUAAAAUGCCUAAUGCAUAUUUUUGUCUUAAUUUUGCAAGAGGAUGUUGUCCAUUUGGAUAUGAAUGUCAUUAUUGGCAUAGAAUUCCUAAAGAAUCUGAUCCAAUUGAUUCAACAAUUGACGCAUUUGGACGUGAUAAAUUUAAUGAAUAUCGUGAUGAUAUGGGCGGAGUGGGCUCAUUUAACCGUGAAAAUAGAACAUUAUAUGUUGGACAUGUACAUGUUGGAUCUGAUAUGGAAGAAAUAGUUAGUAAAUAUUUUAGUGAAUGGGGUGAAAUUGAAAAAAUUAAAAUAUUAAAAGACAAAGGUGUAGCUUUUGUAACAUAUAAAAGUCCGCUUAAUGCAGAAUUUGCAAAAGAAGCAAUGACAAAUCAAAGUUUAGAUCAUAAUGAAAUACUGAAUGUAAGAUGGGCAACUGAUGAUCCUAAUCCUCGUGCCAAGGAAGAGUAUAAACGAAAAGCAGAAGCCCUUGCUGCACAAGCAAUACAAAAAAGUUUACCUGUUGAAUUUUCUUUAGGGG